Messenger RNA from Marmota flaviventris (yellow-bellied marmot), 4885 nucleotides. It is a transcript of the gene Fgd2, whose product is annotated as FYVE, RhoGEF and PH domain containing 2. Gene Ontology annotation, molecular function: guanyl-nucleotide exchange factor activity; metal ion binding. Gene Ontology annotation, biological process: cytoskeleton organization; filopodium assembly. The record is from RefSeq and is a predicted model, not a curated record. Gene Ontology annotation, cellular component: cytoplasm. Lineage: Eukaryota; Metazoa; Chordata; Mammalia; Rodentia; Sciuridae.
AGCAGUGAAGAGGGACAGAUCCAGAGAAGAAGUUGCUGGAAGAGGGGCCAAAGGGAAGACCCCUGGGGCCCAUCAGGGCCAGCGUGGCUGGCCAGAGCCACUCCGCACAGAAGGAAGCCUGGGGUCCAGCUCCAGGAUCCACCCCUGGCCCUGUUACCCCCUGCGGGUGGCUUCUGGACCUGGGGUCCCCAGGAGGGGGACAUCAGCCCCAUGGGGAGGGUGGGGCCUGCUGGCCCCUCCCACUCGGGGACAGGGCCUUUCCCUGCAGGCGGCCCUGGGACCACUUCCUCUUUCUUCACUCUGAAGCCAGGAGCCGGCCUGCUGAGCCCGUGGGAAGAUGGGAGCCCACUCCAGGAUGUCCUAGUCCAUCGCGUCCCCAAGCCAGGGUGGCUGAGUCUGCUGCUAGAAGUCCCCGUCCCUACUUCAGGACCACCCUGCAGGCCGGCGGGAUGGAGCCGGCAAAUGAGAAGCUGGCCUCUGUGUCCAACCUGGUGACUGUGUUUGAGAACAGCAGGACCCCGGGAACAGCGCCCAGAGACCAGGCCCAGCCACCAUCCCCAGAGCCAUGGGAGAAGCCGCAUGUCGGGGAGACCCCCGAGUCUGGGCCCAGGACCGUGAGCAGGAGGUGUCUGAGCUCCCUGAAGAACAAGCUGUCCAGUGGGGCCUGGCGGAGACCUUGCCAGCCUGGGGACUCUGCAGGGGCAGUGCCACAGGAGCCCGAGGAGAAGAAGGUGGUCCGGGAGCUGCUGGAGACGGAGCAGGCCUACGUGGCUCGCCUGCACCUUCUGGACCAGGUGUUCUUCCAGGAGCUGCUGCGGGAGGCGCAGGGCAGCAAGGCCUUCCCCGAGGACGUGGUCCGGCUCAUCUUCUCCAACAUCUCCUCCAUCCACCAGUUCCACGCCCGCUUCUUCCUCCCUGAACUGCAGCGGCGCCUGGAGGACUGGACGGCCACGCCCCGCAUCGGGGACGUGAUCCAGAAACUGGCCCCGUUCCUGAAGAUGUACAGCGAGUACGUCAAGAACUUUGGGCGAGCGGCAGAGCUGCUGGCCACCUGGACCGACAAGUCCCCACCCUUCCAGGAGGUCAUCGCCCGCAUCCAGAGCAGCGAGGCCUCUGGGAGCCUGACCCUGCAGCACCACAUGCUGGAACCGGUGCAGAGGGUUCCCCGCUACGAGCUGCUGCUCAGGGAGUACGUCCAGAAGCUGCCGGCGCAGGCCCCCGACCGCGCGGACGCCCAGAAAGCCCUGGACAUGAUCUUCUCUGCGGCUCAGCACUCCAAUGCGGCCAUCGCUGAGAUGGAGCGGCUGCAGGACCUGUGGGAGGUGUACCAGCGCCUGGGCCUCGACGACGACAUCGUGGACCCCUCCAACCACCUGCUCCGCGAGGGCCCGGUCCUCAAGAUCUCCUUCCGUCGCAGCGACCCCAUGGAGCGCUACCUUUUCUUGUUCAACAACAUGCUGCUCUACUGCGUGCCCAGGGUCAUCCAGGUGGGCGCCCAGUUCCAGGUUAGGACCCGCAUCGACGUGGCCGGGAUGAAGGUGCGGGAGCUGCCCGACGCCGAGUUCCCCCACUGCUUCCUGGUGUCGGGGAAGCAGCGCACCCUGGAGCUGCAGGCGCGGUCCCAGGAGGAAAUGGCUUCCUGGAUACAGGCCUGCCAAGCAGCCAUCGACCAAAUUGAGAAGCGGAAUGAAACCUUCAAGGCUGCAGUGCAGGGCCCCGAGGGCGACGCCCAGGAGCAGCUGCAGUCUGAGGAGCUGGGCCUCCGAGCCCCGCAGUGGGUGCGGGACAAGAUGGUGACCAUGUGCAUGCGCUGCCAGGAGCCCUUCAACGCCCUGACCCGCCGGCGCCACCACUGCAGGGCCUGUGGCUACGUGGUGUGCGCCCGGUGCUCCGACUACAAGGCCGAGCUCAAGUACGACGGCAACCGGCCCAGCAGGGUCUGCCUGGACUGCUUCACCUUCCUCACGGGAAGCGUGCUGCCCGAGGACAGGGACAGGAGGCGGGGCAUCCUGGAGAAAGGCGCCCCGCCUGGGCCCGGCCAGAGUCUGAUGUGCAGCUUCCUGCAGCUCCUCGGGGACAAGUGGGGCAAGAGCGGCCCCCGGGGCUGGUGUGUCAUCCCCCGCGAUGACCCCCUGGUGCUCUACGUCUAUGGGGCUCCUCAGUGUCACAUAAAUGGGAUCCUGGUGGCUUGAGCCUGGCUUCUUUUGCUCCGCAUUGUGUCCUGAGACUCCACCAUGACGCGGCCUCUACCUGGACUCGCUGCCUCCCACGGCUGAGGAGUCCUCUCCCAGGUGGGGACAGCGCCGCCUGCCUCUCUGCUCACCACUGAAGGACACUGGUUCCUGCCCGUGUCAGCUUUUCGUCUCUGUGACAAAAUGCCCGAGAAAAGCAGCUUCAAGCGGGAAAGGUUUGUUUUGGCUGCCAGUUUCAGAAGUUCUAAUCCGUGGUCAACGGUCUCCAUGGCUUUGGGGCCCAAGGUGAAGUAGCAGGAGCACGUGGUGACAGAGAAGCUGAGAAGGAGAGACACAGAGAAUGAAAGUCAGGGAUCAGGGACAAGAUGGACCCUUCCAGGGCACGCCCCCAGCGACCUGCUUCCUUGAAGUAGGUCCCAUCUCCUAGGGUUGCCAAUAGUCACCUUCCAAUAAGACCAUCAACAUGGACCCCCAGGGCUGAAGCCAUCGGUGAGGUCAGAGUCCUCAGGAGCCAAUGGCUUCCCCUCUGAGCCCCUCCAUAGUCUUUGGAGGCGUUUCAGAUCCACACUCGGAUACUUGCCCUUGUGACAAUUUUGAGAGAUGCUGCUUUGAGCUAGAAACAUCCAUGUCCGGGUUUUUGUGUGAGCACAGUCUCUCUUCUCCAGGGUAAAUGUCUAGAAUGGCCCACUGGGCUGCGUGGGGAGCGUGUGAUGAACUUUACCAAAACCACCGACGUGGUGGUUCCACAUUGGUGACCCCAUCUGCAUUCACACCCUUGAUGCAUGAGCGUCCCUGCCCACAGUGUUUGAUGUAGCCAGGGCUGGGGGGGGAGGGGGUGUUUUUAUUUUAUUUAUUUUUGGUUCUGGGAUUGAAGCCAGGGCGCUCUAUCAUGGAACCACAUCCCCAGCCCUUUUGCGUUUUUAUUUUGAGACAGAGUCUCACUCAGCGGCUGAGGCUUGUGAUCCUCAAGCCUCAGCCUCCCGAGUCGCUGGGAUUACAGGUGUGCGCCACUGUGCCUGGUGGUUUUUGUUUAUCUUAAAAAUGUUGGUGCCUAUGUAGUGCUCACGAGCUUUUCAAAGAUUAUGAAUAUAAAGAAAUAAGGACCUUUAAUAGUAAAUAUUUUGCAAACAGUGAUCAUUGAAGCACCGACUGUGUGCCAAGCAUAUGCUAAUACUUUCGAAAUCCCAGGGCUGGUACGGUGGAGGGGCACCCUAUGGACGGUCAGGAAAGCUGGAACCCCAGUGCUGUUGAGUGCUCCCCCUGACCUCGGGCAGAGCCUGCAUGGACUCUUGGUCAAAUGGUGGCAAAGCCUCUUUGCAGGAUUUGGUGUGAAGUCAAACAAGAUAACGCACACAGAGCCCCAGGCCCGCAGCAGGAGGCCGCAGCCCCUGGUCCUUGGGUCCUCGCAUCCUUCCUCGCUGGCUCUUUAUGCACAUUCCAACAUUCCUGGGAUAAUUUGUUCCAGUUGCUUCCACCUUCAGGAAACAUUCCAGAGGGGCCCCUCCUCACCUCAGCCUCUCUGAUCCCAGCAACUGUUAUCUCCAGGGCUUUGGAGGCCUGUUUGUGUGUGUGUAUGUUAGAGCGUCCCCCAAAAAAGUUUCCCAAGCUCCGUCCCCCCCAACCACACCACAGUCCUUCUGCACACAGAUUCUUUUAAAUCUGAAACUUGAUCCAGUGACCUGUUCUCAACCCUCCAGGGGCAUCCAGUCAGAAGUCCAUCUGAUGUCCUACUCAUCUAGUCUACCAGGCCCUUUGUGAUCUGGCCCCUGGCUGUCUGUCAGAGCUUGGUCCUCUCCUCACCCAUUCUCUCUCUCCCUCAGCACACUCCCACCCCAGGACCUUUGCACCUGCUACUCCUUCAGCCUUGAAAGUUCUGGCCCCAGAAAUCUACGUGGUGUGCUCCCUCAUUUCACUCAGGCCUCUGCGUCAGGGAAAGGUACUUCUUGCCCACCUGCCUUUCCUAGUGCCCUGUGCCACUCUCUGUCCCUUCUGCUCCACUUUAUAAUAAUCACACCGACAUUAGACUGCCUUAUCUAUUUUCUGCUUAUUUGAUUAAUAUCUGUCACCACUACUAAAAAACGUCAAGUCCCUGGAGGGCAGGGACUUUGUCUCUGGUUCACUGCUGUUUCCUGGCCCCUGGUCCCUCUUCAGUGAAGAUCUGGGGACAGUCAGAGGAAUUGUGGGGCUCAGACAGGGCAAGGUGAGCGUCCCAUACCUAGGGAUCACCGCUGUCACUGUGGGUGAGGUCACAGAACCUGCCUCCGCCUCUUUUAUUCAUCUCGGCCUCCCAGAAUUCAGACUGGGCAGGCGCUUGGGAAGGACAGCCUGGCCAGUCCUCGCCAGGCUGGCGGCCACCGGGUGCUCUUUCCUUCUCUGGAGGUGACUGGAGGUCAAAGAGGUGAAGUGGAGUAUCUGAGGUCACAGAGCAGCUCUCAACUCUCUCAGGGACCAGGGCACGGGCCUCCUAACUGACCACGAUCUCAGGACCUCACUCCUUGGUCCCUCCCAGUGGCUGGACUCCAGGACCUGUUUCUCUUGAAAUCGGGAAGAGUGGGCGUCUUUAUACCAUGGAGAUGGGCAGACGUAAGGAUUGGCAAGUCAGCGCCUCUGACUCUCAGCCCCCAUUUUUUUUUCUUUGUUCAAACAUCAGUGUUUAGUUGGACAACACAUAAAGUCUAGCAACAUUUACACAA